Molecule: messenger RNA, 2128 nt
Organism: Fundulus heteroclitus (mummichog)
Lineage: Eukaryota; Metazoa; Chordata; Actinopteri; Cyprinodontiformes; Fundulidae
Product: tubulin alpha-1D chain
Exons: 4
Coding region: 16-1362 (448 amino acids)
Biological process (GO): microtubule cytoskeleton organization; mitotic cell cycle
Cellular component (GO): cytoplasm; microtubule
Molecular function (GO): structural constituent of cytoskeleton; GTP binding
Source: RefSeq, a predicted model, not a curated record
CAGGAGACAAACACCAUGCGUGAAUGCAUCUCUGUUCAUGUGGGCCAAGCUGGGGCUCAGAUAGGUAAUGCUUGCUGGGAGCUGUACUGCCUGGAACAUGGAAUCCAGCCAGAUGGACAAUUACCAGAUGGCAAGACCACCGGAGGGGAUGACUCCUUUAAUACCUUCUUCAGUGAGACAGGGGCAGGAAAACACGUUCCCAGGGCCAUCUUUGUCGACCUAGAACCUACUGUCAUUGAUGAGGUGCGUACAGGAACCUACCGUCAGUUGUUCCACCCCGAGCAGAUGAUUACAGGAAAGGAAGAUGCUGCCAACAACUAUGCCCGUGGACACUACACCAUUGGCAAGGAGAUCAUAGAUGUUGUUCUGGACAGAACACGCAAAAUGGCUGACCAGUGCACUGGUCUGCAAGGUUUCCUCAUCUUCCACUCCUUUGGUGGGGGUACCGGCUCUGGUUUCACCUCCCUACUUAUGGAGAGGCUGUCUGUUGACUAUGGUAAAAAGUCAAAGCUUGAGUUCGCCAUCUACCCGGCCCCCCAGGUUUCUACAGCAGUAGUGGAGCCUUACAACUCCAUCCUGACCACCCACACCACCCUGGAGCACUCCGACUGUGCCUUCAUGGUGGACAAUGAAGCCAUCUACGAUAUCUGCAGAAGAAACCUUGACAUUGAGAGACCAACCUACACCAACCUGAACAGGCUCAUUGGCCAGAUUGUGUCUUCAAUCACUGCUUCCCUGCGCUUUGAUGGAGCUCUGAAUGUUGAUCUGACAGAGUUCCAGACCAACUUGGUGCCUUAUCCUCGCAUCCACUUCCCCCUCGCCACCUAUGCACCAGUGAUCUCCUCUGAGAAAGCCUACCAUGAGCAGCUUUCUGUGGCUGACAUCACCAACGCAUGCUUUGAGCCAGCUAAUCAGAUGGUAAAGUGUGACCCACGUCGUGGUAAAUACAUGGCCUGCUGUCUGCUGUAUCGUGGUGAUGUCGUGCCCAAAGACGUCAACUCUGCCAUUGCCGCCAUCAAGACCAAACGCACCAUCCAGUUUGUGGACUGGUGCCCCACGGGCUUCAAGGUGGGCAUCAACUACCAGCCCCCAACUGUGGUUCCUGGAGGAGACCUGGCAAAGGUGCAGAGAGCCGUGUGCAUGCUGAGCAACACCACGGCCAUCGCCGAGGCCUGGGCCCGACUUGACCACAAGUUCGAUCUCAUGUACGCCAAGAGAGCCUUCGUCCACUGGUAUGUCGGAGAGGGAAUGGAGGAGGGAGAGUUCUCCGAAGCCAGAGAAGAUCUGGCUGCUUUGGAGAAGGAUUACGAAGAGGUGGGAGCUGACAGUGUUGAGGACGAGAAUGAUGAAGAGGAAUACUGAUUUUUUUUUUUAAGCUGACAUUGAGGCAUAAUUUGUAGAUUUCUUCCUGGUUUUAUGAGUUAGGUACCGGCUCUCAAAACUACAAAAUAGAUGCAAACCCAACAUAUUUUAUCAUUAGAUCACAUUAAUGACACACAUUUGAACAGUAUAAACUGAAGGCUUGUAUUGUGGCACUCAGUGAUAAAAUUAAGGCUGAGCCCUGUCUAUCUUGAAAAUGUAUGGAUUUUAUUAUAAUCAUGUGGUGUGGUGUCACCUAAAAAAUCCGACCUGAACAACUUACCCUUGCUGCAUUUGUUUCAAGAUUUCUUUCAGCUUUUUGUUGUCAGAAUAGAAAACUUAGACCACACCUUCCGCUUUGCGCCCCACCCCCAUCCCAGGAUCAUCUCCCAUGAGGAAUGUAAGCUAUGAAAGGGCUCCUAUGUCAGUUUCUAUGUAUCAUUCAGCUGUGACUCAGUGAGAGUGAGAGCCAUAGAAAAUAACUGAUGUCCUCACUGGCUGGUGUUGUUUAUACAGCUCAUUCUCAGACAGCGAGCUAUGGCAACAAAAGACUCCCAGUUCACUUUUGCAUCCAUGUAUGAAUAACAGCUUUGUGAUACUAAUAGGGCGGUUUCAUGUUAAUUAGUCUCUCAUUAUGAUGUAUUACAGUUGCUUCAGUGCUGUUACCGUGUUUCCCGAAUUAAUAAAUAAUAUACAUAAGUACUGCACUAUGCCUUACCAUUUAAUGCUGUGCUUUAGCAUUAUACUAUGCAUUAUGCUUUCUGACCCU